CUUUAGCCUCUGUCGCUGUACGAGUGUAUAUUCAAUUGUUGUCAAUUUUAUGCUUUAAAAAACUUAAAACCUUGUGAAGAAAGUAAUAAAAUAUCCGGCCGUAAAAUUUUGUGAUCACUUAGGACCCAGUCUGUCACGUUUAUGGACAAUGAGGAUUAAAAUUGAUCGUUUAAUUGUGGUAGACUCAGUUUUGGGGGUCGCGCGACUGGCAAUGAAAUGUUACAGCAACAAAAAAGUUUCAUCAAAUUAUUUGUUCUACAAAUAACACCUUCCUGAUGAUGGACUCGGUGCGAGAUGGACCUCCCGAAAGCUGUGCUUCACUAAUGACCUCGUCAAAGUUACGCAUGCACGUGUACAAUAGAAAAGAAAAUAUGAAAUCAUAUCAUUGUGUAUUGUUCUCUGGACGUAAUCUUUGGGUGUGAAAGCGUGUAUCCAUGUCAUAAAAAAGAAAAAUAAAUUUGUCACCGUGUAAACAAUUUCCCUCGACUCCCGACAUAUUAAAUUUAUCAAUAUCAUAAAUUUAUAUGAAAUCAUUCAGCGUCGGAAUUUUUAAUGACGGGGAGGCGAUGAGGUAACCUGAAAUUACAGAGAACGUAAUUUGAAUUAUAAUGUGGCGAUGUAAUGUUUAAUGGCGGUUUUAUGGUGGGCGCUGAUUCAGUUUUGUGUGUUGUCUACAGGAUGACACUGACGGAGGAACCCAGCUACCAGACUCCGCUCCACGACAGUGGCCCGGAGAAAACUCACAAGUGGGACAUCAACGAUAACACACUACCCAUGGUAUGCCAGGUAGACGAUUUCCAGGAAUGGCCGGAUGGGAACAAUCGCUUUGUGUACAGCAGUAACUGUGAGGACGCCCGCAGACACAUCAGUGGAUGGGCAAUGCGAAAUACUAACAAUCACAAUGCACAUAUACUGAAAAAAUCCUGUCUAGGGGUGUUCGUAUGUUCCCAUGACUGCACACUACCCAGUGGAGAGAAAGUUCACCUACGACCCGCCAUUUGUGACAAAGCAAGGAGAAAACAGAUAGGUAAACCUUGCCCUGGUCCUAACUGUCGAGGUCGUCUCGAGUUGAUGACGUGCAAGGGACAUUGUGGUUACCCUGUGACGCACUUCUGGCGUCAUAUCAACAACGCCAUCUUCUUCCAAGCAAAGGGUGUCCACGAUCAUCCAAGACCGGAAAUCAAGUCCUCCGCAGAGGCUAGGCGGCAUCACAAACUAAAACACAAAUCUUCCAUGUCAGAAACAUCGAACAAGAAACGGAAGCGUGAUAUUCAAUGGCCACCAAAUAAAGAACGCUCAACAAAAGUUUUCCCUGGAUUUGAUAUACUUUGUUCCUGUCCACCCUUUGAAUGCACGUGCUCUCAUGUCCGAAUGCAGUAUAAAGAAACCAGAGCUGACAACGAACGAGCGAACUUUCCCGUGUGCCCUUCAUCGUACACUCCGCAAAUCUAUGAAGCAUCACCAUCACCUUGGCAGAGGUCGUCCGUUGAUUGCAAUUACAUGCAAACUGCUGUCAACCGUCCACAUUGCGAGGAGCCCACUUUUCCAGGAAUACUGAACGAGGAGAUACCUUCCUUGUCUUCUUACAGUUCCACUUUCAGCAACACUCAGCGACAUAUCGACGCAUCUUAUCCAAGAUUUGAGAUGUAUCGAGGCUGUGAAAGAGGUUUUCCAUAUACGGACAUACCCAAUCAACGUUUCGCAAACACAACCGAGCGUUAUCAUCGAACAUCGAAAAGUAGCUACGACGCUCGAGAGAUCUACAGUAGCGCGUAUUUGGAGAGACCUAAAUCUUACUCCGAUUCACAUUCUGUUAGGAUUAAAACAGAAAAUCAAGAUUCAGAUUUUGGUAACAUUUCUUCUCUUUCCAACCAAUGUGCUCUCUCGGAUCGAGCAGAAAUCGAGCCACAUCGAAUGUCUCGUGAUGAUAAUGCUCAGGAUUUUGCUCAGUUGCAAGAAAUUGAGUCGAAUCCCCUUUACAGUAUGAAUGACGUCACAGACUCGGACAUAAUUCAAACAUUUUUUUCUCGAAUGCCCUCGGAUCAGCAGGAUGAGGGGUCUUUUAUUCAGUCAUCUUUGACUCAAACAAAUACCGGUCCUAAAUACAUAGAACUCAAACCUUUAAAGAAAUCAAAGCAAGAAAUGCACUCGCUCGCCAUUUCGACGUCACCUCAGAUUUUUCAGCAUCGAAGCGUCCAUGACGUAACCAGUGAGGGGUGUUCGACAGGCUAUUUUCGACCCCAGACCGGAUGCAGUAAUGUCAUUAAUGAUCCAUAUCAUCACAACGAUUCCCAUCAGUAUGCCCAGAACAAGCAACAAUGUAAUCAUAGCAUAAAUAUUACACUGACUUAUAACUGAAUCAUCGUGUAUUUUUGAUGCUUUAAUACGUUUGAUGGUUACAAUUCUCGACUAAAUAAUUGUUGAAAUAUCCACUGUUAACUAAGUAUUUUAU
Molecule: messenger RNA, 2452 nt
Organism: Saccostrea echinata
Lineage: Eukaryota; Metazoa; Mollusca; Bivalvia; Ostreida; Ostreidae
Product: transcription factor glial cells missing-like
Exons: 5
Coding region: 622-2358 (578 amino acids)
Biological process (GO): regulation of transcription by RNA polymerase II; gliogenesis
Cellular component (GO): nucleus
Molecular function (GO): DNA-binding transcription activator activity, RNA polymerase II-specific; RNA polymerase II cis-regulatory region sequence-specific DNA binding
Source: RefSeq, a predicted model, not a curated record